Molecule: messenger RNA, 1225 nt
Organism: Phanerochaete carnosa HHB-10118-sp
Lineage: Eukaryota; Fungi; Basidiomycota; Agaricomycetes; Polyporales; Phanerochaetaceae
Exons: 5
Coding region: 282-1100 (272 amino acids)
Molecular function (GO): hydrolase activity
Source: RefSeq, a predicted model, not a curated record
UUUAUUGCAGCCUCUUCUCUCUAGCUCCCACAUUGCGAAUUCUGAUGCACGUACCCUGCUAAGCGGGCGGGCGCUGCCAGGCGUCGCGACACAUAAAAACGAGCAAGCGGGGGGGCCGGCCGUGUUCCCCUCUUAUCACAAAAAGCCACUACUACUUCGCGCGUGCGCAGCGCACGAAGCCGACGCUGCUGUUCUGCCACGGCUUCCCGUCCGCGUCGCGCGACUGGCGGCACGUCGCGCCCUUGCUGCAGGACAGGGGCUACGGCGUGCUCGCGCUGGACAUGCUCGGCUACGGCGGGACGGACAAGCCGACGGACCCGGCGGCGUACGUCCCGAGCCUGCUCGCGAGAGACGUCGUCGACGUCCUGGACGCCGAGGAGCUCGACAGGGUCGUCGCCGUCGGCCACGACUGGGGAGCGCUGGUGGUCUCACGCCUUGCGAACCACUACCCGGGGCGGUUCCUCGCCUACGCGUUCCUCGCCGUGCCCUUCGUGCAGGUCACGCCGCCGAUGGACCACGAGGUGUUCCUGGAGCACACGAAGCAGCGGCAGGGGCGCGAGACGUUCGGCUUCUGGUCCUUCUUCAGCAAGCCCGACGCGGACGCGAUCAUCCAAGCACACAUGGACUCGUUCGUGAGCGUGCUCUUCCCGCACGACCCCGAGAUGUGGAAGACGCGGCUCGGGCCGACGGGCGCGCUGGAGCAGAGCCUGCGCGCGGGCUUCGUCGCGCCGCGGCCGGCGUACUGGUCCGCGGGCGACGCGGCGCACUUUGCGGAGACGUUCCGGCGGGACGGCUUCGCGGCGCCGACGUGCUGGUACAAGGUGCUGACGAGCGGGCUGGCGGCGAGGGACGACCAGCAGAUCCCGGAGGAGCGGCUGUUCCCGCCGGUGGACGCGCCACUGUACUUUGGGGCGGCGAAGAAGGACUGUGUGUGCGUGGCCGAGGCUGGGCUUGCGGUCUUUGGGCAGGAGGCGUUUAGAGGGCACCGGGUGACGACGAAAGAGUACGAGGCGGACCACUGGCUGAUUCUCUCGAACGGGGAAGAGAUCGCUGGUGAGCUUGAUGGGUGGAUCGAGGGCACUGGUGUCGCGAAGCUCUGAAGUGAGUCAUUUUUUGCUCAUGUGAGGCAGCUUCUAUUGCAAGUGGCCGGGAUGAGGAAGCUCGCAAUGUAAAGUAUGACGGCUUGGAAUGAAGCAUGGUGGACGCGCAGCCACGUUUGGUUUGG